AUGGAUAAAUUGCUGAGAAGUGAUGCUCUGAAAGACCAUUUAAAGGCAAAAGGUUGUGCGCCACCUCGACUAUGCAAAAAGAAACAAGCCGAGAAGAAUGCAGUACAAGGAGCUGGAACAAAUCACCGUAGCACGAUGCCCUCCAAUGCAGAACCGCAUAAUCCAGAUGGAGGAGUCCACUGGAGUGAAGUAAUGGGGAGUGAGACAAAGAUAUUUAUAGAUAUGGAGUUCGUAACUGGAGGGGAGCUCUUUGACAAAAUAGUAAACAAUGGAAGGAUGAGAGAAGAUGAAGCACGGAGAUAUUUCCAACAGCUUAUUAACGCAGUUGAUUACUGCCAUAGCAGAGGUGUCUAUCAUAGAGAUCUGAAGCCAGAAAAUUUGCUAUUGGAUGCAUGUGGGAACCUUAAAGUUUCUGAUUUCGGAUUGAGUGCACUAUCCCAACAAGAUGAUGGGUUAAUUCACACUACCUGUGGAACUCCAAAUUAUGUUGCUCCUGAGGUCCUUAAAGGUGGAGGCUAUGAUGGGGCAACUGCGGACUUGUGGUCAUGUGGAGUGAUACUCUUUGUAUUGCUUGCAGGUUACUUGCCUUUUGAUGAUUCGAAUCUUAUGAUCCUGUAG
Molecule: messenger RNA, 618 nt
Organism: Pyrus x bretschneideri (Chinese white pear)
Lineage: Eukaryota; Viridiplantae; Streptophyta; Magnoliopsida; Rosales; Rosaceae
Product: CBL-interacting protein kinase 32-like
Exons: 7
Coding region: 1-618 (205 amino acids)
Biological process (GO): protein phosphorylation
Molecular function (GO): protein kinase activity; ATP binding
Source: RefSeq, a predicted model, not a curated record